This is a messenger RNA of Dipodomys ordii (Ord's kangaroo rat), 912 nucleotides long. RefSeq names its product vomeronasal type-1 receptor 1-like. Gene Ontology annotation, biological process: G protein-coupled receptor signaling pathway. The record is from RefSeq and is a predicted model, not a curated record. Lineage: Eukaryota; Metazoa; Chordata; Mammalia; Rodentia; Heteromyidae. Gene Ontology annotation, cellular component: membrane. The transcript has a single exon. The coding region runs from base 1 to 912 and encodes 303 amino acids. Gene Ontology annotation, molecular function: pheromone receptor activity.
AUGUCCAAAGCCGACAUUGAAAUGAGGGUUGCCUUCCUCACACAGACUGGAGCUGGAGUCCUGGGGAACUCCUGUCUCCUUUGUUUUUACAGCUACACCCUCCUCACUAGACAGAAGGUGAGGCUUACAGACCCCAUCCUCUGCCAUCUGGUCUUUGCAAACUACGUGGUUGUUUUAUCAACUGGGAUUCCUGAGACGAUGGCAGGAAUUGGAGGGAAGUACUUUCUCGAUGAUGCCGCAUGUAAAGUUGCUUUGUAUUUCCGCAGAGUAGCCAGAGGGGUUUCUCUUAACACCACCUGCCUUCUGAGUGGUUUCCAGGUCUCAAAGCUUUGCACUAGAAAUGUUUGGUGGAAGAUCACUACUACAUUCCCUAACUGCUUUGGAAUCUGUGGUUUCCUUUUCUGGAUUCUGCAGGUCCUGGUAAAUGUUUAUGUGCCUCUGAGAGUAAUUGGCCCAACACACAGGCAAAAUGUCACUCUGCACAUGCAUUAUAAAUACUGCUCCAUAGGACCAACUUCACCAAAACCAUUUGUAUAUUUAUCACAAAUAGUCUUAUUCCUUUCCAUUGAUAUUAUGUGCUUGGUUUUCAUGAUGUGGACCAGUGGCUCCAUGGUCCUUGUCCUGCACAGACACAAGCAGAGGGUCCAGCACAUUCACAGCCACAUUGCCUCUCGAAGACCUGACCAUGAGGCCAGGGCCACACGUACCAUCCUUACCCUGGUGAGCAUGUUCGUCUCCUUCUACUGCCUCUCUGCCAUGUUCACUCUUUGUGUUGGUUUACAUAUGAAACCAGACCUGUGGCUGGUGGACAUGUCUGUGUUCCUGGAUGCAUGUUUCUCAGUACUCAGCCCUUUUGUGCUCAUGAGCACUGACACUCGUAUCACUCAGGUGUUUCAUUCCUGCAUUGAAUAA